Molecule: messenger RNA, 725 nt
Organism: Clonostachys solani
Lineage: Eukaryota; Fungi; Ascomycota; Sordariomycetes; Hypocreales; Bionectriaceae
Source: the annotation of a GenBank genome assembly
AUGGUCGCCCUACUGGAAGACAUCGCUGUUGCCAAUACGGAUCUUUCCCUCCCGAGAAUUCUGUGUCUACAUGGAGGUGGCACCAACGCUCGCAUCUUCAGCAAUCAGUGCCGCGUCAUCAAGCACCACCUCGACCAGUCAUUCCGUCUCGUUUUCUGUGAUGCUCCCUACAUCAGCAAGCCCGGCCCUGACGUCACAUCAGUUUACUCCGAAUGGGGCCCUUUUCGUAGCUGGGUGAAGGCCCAACCUGGCGACACCAAUGGAAGCAAUCCUUUCGGCACACCCUCUCAUCGUAUGCACAGUGUGGUAAUGCCGGCACACGAAACUGAUGCACUGGAAGUCGUGGAUAGCAUUGAUUCUUCCAUUGGGGAUGUGAUGAGGGCCGAUGACCUCUCAGGUGCAACCGGAGAGUGGGUUGGUCUGCUCGGAUUUAGCCAGGGUGCCAAAAUUGCCGCCAGUUUGUUGUUAAGAGAACAGGAACGUGCAAAGUCUUUGGGAUGGUUGCACUUUGGUAGCUUUCGGUUCGCUAUACUCCUGGCAGGUCAAGGACCACUUGUGUCACUGGAUCACCAUACCCAAGCCUACUUUGGCCGGGAAGAGGAGGUAAAGGAAGCAAUACUAGAGCUUCCAACUGUACAUGUCCAUGGCUUGAGGGACGUAGGUCUCCGCCUGCAUCAAGGGAUGCGAAAUCGUUGCUGCUCAACGACCAGCACGGUACUGGUUGA